Molecule: messenger RNA, 1764 nt
Organism: Sphaerodactylus townsendi
Lineage: Eukaryota; Metazoa; Chordata; Lepidosauria; Squamata; Sphaerodactylidae
Gene: GABRP
Product: gamma-aminobutyric acid type A receptor subunit pi
Exons: 10
Coding region: 126-1445 (439 amino acids)
Biological process (GO): signal transduction; nervous system process; monoatomic ion transmembrane transport
Cellular component (GO): GABA-A receptor complex; membrane; neuron projection
Molecular function (GO): GABA-A receptor activity; extracellular ligand-gated monoatomic ion channel activity; neurotransmitter receptor activity
Source: RefSeq, a predicted model, not a curated record
CACAGAACACAUGGUGAAUGUGACUGAGCUCAGGCAGCAGGGACCAAAGUAGGUUACUGGUUACAGUGGAACAAAGAUUAUUGAUAAGUGAACCAUCACAGCCAGUGGUGAGACAUUCUUCACAAAUGUGCUGCUGUUAUAAUCCCUCCAUCUCUGUGUGGCUUUUUCUUCUAUUUCAAGGAAAGUUUAUCCUGGGUCACAGAGUUGACAGCAACAUGGAUAGUCGGGUUGCCUCAUCCCUCCCUGGAUUUGGAAAUCUUACCCAGGGAUACAACAGAUAUCUCAGGCCAAAUUUUGGUGGAAAACCUGUGACGAUAGCCAUGAGCGUCAACAUUGCAAGUAUUUCCAGCAUAUCUGAAAGCGAUAUGGACUACACAGCUACAAUAUAUUUGCUGCAAUGCUGGACAGAUCCCCGACUGGUUUUUAAAGGGAACAAAAGCUUUACUCUGGAUGCCCGGCUGGUGAAAUACCUGUGGGUACCUGACACAUACAUUGUGGACGCCAAAAGGUCUUUCCUGCAUGAGGUCACAGUAGAAAAUCGACUCAUACGACUGUUCUCCAAUGGUACUGUCUUAUAUGCUUUACGAAUUACUACAACUGUUGCGUGUAACAUGGAUCUGUCAAAAUAUCCUCUGGAUACACAGACGUGUAGAUUGCAACUGGAAAGCUGGGGAUAUGAUGAAAAUGAUAUCCUGUUCACAUGGCUGAGGGGGAAUGAUUCCAUACGUGGCCUUGACCAUUUGCGUCUUUCUCAGUACACAGUAGAGCGCUAUUACACCUUUGAAACAAGGUCACAGCAUGAAACAGGCAAUUACCCAAGACUGAUAGUGCAGUUUGAGCUCAAGAGAAAUAUCCUUUAUUUCCUUCUGGAGACUUAUGUGCCAUCUACUCUGCUGGUCAUUUUGUCUUGGGUUUCUUUUUGGAUCACCUUGGAUUCAGUUCCUGCAAGAACAUGUAUCGGAGUGACGACCGUUCUGUCGAUGACCACGUUGAUGAUGGGCUCCCGGAACUCAGUCACGAAAACCAACGGUUUCAUCAAGGCCAUUGAUGUUUACCUUGGCAUCUGCUUCAGUUUUAUAUUUGGCGCGUUAGUGGAAUAUGCAGUUGCCCAUUAUAUCGCAUCGCAGAAAGACGCAGCAAAUAAGCCACGAAAGGAUUCUGCAAAUGACAUCAUGAAAAAAACGGGAGAUAUCAGCAUCAUCGACAUCUUGAACACUUCUGUCACCAGCUACAAUAAAAAGCUAAACUUCCCCACCUUUGAGAAUGGCUUAACCAUGAACCCAAAGGACAAAAUUCGGUUUAUCUUGAAGAACAAAAUGCGCAAAGCCAAUGACUAUUUCACCAUUCACAAUCCGAGCAAGAUUGAUCACUAUUCAAAGCUGCUGUUUCCUUUGUUUUUUAUGGUGGUCAAUUUACUCUACUGGGCUUAUUACUUGUGUUUUUAGAAAGGUGGGGGCGUGAAUCAUGUCAGCAUCAUCACAAUACAUUCAGGAGUACACUCUCAGCUGGUGUGAAUGAUCCCAUGAGAUGCUCAGUGGCUUGGGAAGUUCCUUUUUAGUAGGAAAUGAAGGCCUACUCAUAUAACUUCAGUAGCAUGUGGUAGCUUUGGAAGAAAGCCUUACCAAUGUGGCCUCUCAGCUGUAGCCAUUAGCCAGCAUGUUAAUGGCUGUUCUUAUGUUGGACAUUUGACCAAAACUUGGGGUUGACAGCAGUGGUGGGAUCCAAAAAUUUUAGUAACAGGUUCCCAUGGUGGUGGGAUUCAAA